UGCUCGUCAGUCGGCCGCUUCAGUUGCUUGCCGAUAGUGAAAGGAGAGUAAGAUAUUGUCAAAAUGUCUGAGGUUUACAAAUUGGGUGAUCUAGUAUGGGCCAAAAUGAAGGGAUUCUCGCCGUGGCCUGGUCGGGUGUCCCACCCUUCCAAGGAUUUAAAGAAGCCUUCGAACACCAAAAAAGGCCCAGUGCAGUGCAUAUUCUUCUUUGGUACCAACAAUUAUGCAUGGAUAGAAGAAUCGAACAUCAAGCCCUAUCAUGAAUUCAAAGAGACCUUGGUUAAAUCCAGCAAAACAGGUGCUUUUAAAGAUGCAGUAGAGGCAAUCGAAGAUUUUAUUGCUAAAGGAGAGAUAUUUGAGGAUGGCCUUGAUCCUGACUCCUUAUUUGAUAGACUAAAAGAUGACACGAUCUCAGUUGAGAAGAGGACACCGAAGACGACUCCAAAAAUGCGCAAGGAAACUCCAAAGCAAAAACGAUUAGACAGCGCAGAAAUUCGUCGCCCAGCCAAAAAGCAAAGAACAGAGUCAAGUACCAGUAAUAGCAUUCGAGUAGGAAGCCUCAGUCCUGCUCUAAAUCACUCAGCUGCAGCCAGAAAAUCAGGAUCAACAUUAUUGAACAGACCGUCCAAUAUUGCCAGACCUGUGACUCCCCCACUUGAUGUGGAGACUCUUUCUCAAACUCUGAAGGAGAAGAACAUUAUGCCUUCAACUCUAAAAUUCGGCUUCCUGGGGCUUGGCAUCAUGGGCAGUGGAAUAGUUAAAAAUCUAAUCAACAGUGGACACAGUGUAAUAGUCUGGAAUAGAACACAAGAAAAGUGUAUAGACUUCGUGAAAGCAGGAGCUGAACAGGGCCUUACUCCCUCGGAUGUCGUUUUGGCGGCAGACAUAACUUUCUCGUGUGUUGCAGAUCCACAAGCUGCUAAAGAAAUGGUCUUUGGCAACUGCGGUGUCCUGUCAGAGAUGUCACCUGAUAAAGGUUACGUAGAAAUGACAGGAAUUGACGCUGAGACUUCUAAAGACAUCGCAGAGGCGAUAAAUGCAAAAGGCGGCCGAUACUUGGAAGCUCAAGUACAAGGCAGCAAAACUCAGGCACAAGAAGGCACUCUCGUUAUACUCGCAGCCGGCGAUCGGACACUUUUUGAUGAGUGUCAGAGCUGUUUCGAAGCAAUGGGAAAGAGCAGUUUCUACCUUGGGGAAGUAGGCAACGCGUCCAAAAUGAAUCUUGUUCUGCAGCUCAUGGCCGGCGUCACUUUGGCAGGUUUAGCAGAAAGUAUGGCUCUAGCUGAUCGAGCAGGUCUCCAACAGAAAGACGUUCUCGAGCUUUUAGAACUCACUUCCUUAGCUUGUCCAGCUAUUCUUGAAAAGGGAAAAGCAAUCAUUGAAGGAGGAUUUCCGACGCAACUACCUCUUCAGCACAUGCAAAAGGAUUUGAGGUUGUCGUUGGGUAUGAGCGAUCAGUUGGAGCAGCCCCUGCCUUUGGCCGCUGCUGCAAACGAGGUGUACAAACACGCAAAGCGCCUCGGUUACGGGGAACACGACGCCUCAGCGGUGUACAUUAGAGCCAGGUUCUAACGGGAUCUUCAGCUGCUGUGGCCAAGUUUUUGCUAUACCAUAUUUAUUGCAAUACCUAAACUCGUCAACGGACGGUAUCGGAAAAAGUAAUUAACGUUAUCUUCCAGGAGGUCCAGGAGGCGACUUUAUAAUGCAUAAAGAUCUAUGCAUGUGUGCGUGCGCGUGUGUAAAAAAAAACGAGUAAAAGAGUGCGUGCUCCUCGUGUCCACCAUAGCUCGCUUUUCUUGGCUUUCCACUCGCUGGAAUCGUUCAAACCAAAGUGAUAAUAAUGGGAAGAUCGAGAGGGGGAAAAAAUGAAAGAAUGAAAAACUUUCGACGUGAUUGCGAUCUAAUACACAAUACACACGCGCACCUUUCUGUUUCAUUAUAAUAAUAAGGUUUCAAAAAUCUUGUCUUUGACGCAGCAGCAUUUUUGUAAUAUUUAAGUUUUUCUUAUUAAGUAGAAGCAGAAUUUCAAUUCGUAAAUCAAAGAACUUAGAAUGUGAAAGUUUCGGAGAUGCGCACUAAACACUAAUGUCAGAAAGUCGAAAUGACAUAAUUAAGCGAUGGUGAGUAGCAAGUGAUGACUUUGAUUUUUUGUAACUCUAAUGUCGGCUUCCUGGUGCAAUUUUAUAAGGACAUUGACGAGAUUUAGCACGUAGUGGAAAACAUUUACCGACAAACACUAACUUUGUGCUCGACAUCACGAUUGUAGUAAAGAAAAUGAUGUAUUUUUUAUUUUCGGUACCGAUUAAAAAUUAGUAGCUGCAAGAAAUUGCGCACAUAAUAAUUUGUAAAAAAAAGAAUUGAGGACGUUACGCGACGUCAAUCCACCCAUAUGACAUCUUCUACGAAGAUUAUUCGACUAAUGAAUUUUUGAGGGUCAUAUGGUUUCGUGUGUGGUGUUUUGAAUUUUAAUGUUGUCUCGGCACUAGACGAGAACCCAUUUAUUUUUAAUCAAGAAUAAAUAUAUUAACACCUCCAAUUCGGACCACCAGCCGCUUUUUUCAAUUACAUUUGUUUAUUCAUGGUAUUCAUAUCCUCUUUUGAAUAUUUUAGCCAUAAAAAUUGUAUCUUUUCUGCGAUCUUAUACCGAUGUUGUGAAGUUGACUUGAAAUUGGGAAGCUUUUUUUUUAAUCCACACAAAUGUAAUUGUAUCUUUUCUCAUUCCAUUUUGCGUUUCAUUUGUGUGAAGGAUUUUUUUCGAAAGUUUUACGAAUUGUUCAUUUUAAUUUUUAAAGACAUCAAAUAGUGCCUCAUGAUUACAAUUUCAUUUCAACUUUGCAACAGACCCUUAGUAUCCAAUCUUGUUUUUAAAUACGUGUGACCGGAAGAAUUGUUCGUUUAUAAGCGCGAUAGAUGAUUUUUCACUGUCAGCGGUGAACGCAUUGCAUGUCUUGCGAUCAUUGGAGAGCCGCGUAUUCUUGGAACGAUUUUCGCGGUAAAAACGCUAGAGAUAGCUCGAAAGUUCCUAGGGGAAUGUAGUUUACAUUUCCGUCUCUUGGGUACCACGAUGAACGGUCGAGUGAGUCUCCUCGAAGAUGCGAUGCCGAGCGCGUCGACUCCGUAAAAGGUAUACAUAGAAGAUAGUAUAAUUGACACAAAUACACACGCACGCACGCAGCUAACCGGCUACGCGCCAUAUCAUAACUGUAUGUAACUAGAGUACGCGAUAUUGACGCAGUUUAUUAAAAAUAACAAUUAAAUGACACGCUGUAAAUUUAGAAAAUAAUAGUGACGAAACAAAAAUGCGGCAGAGCAACAAAUUUAUAAAUUUCAGAUAUCCGUAUUGAAUCGUAUAAAUAGCUGUAACACAUGUGAGUGGAAAUGAAAUGAAAAAAGGGAGAAAGAGAGGGAGAGAAAGAUAUACAUAGGUAAGCGUGUAUGCGGGUGAGAGUCAUAUAUGCGUUACGUCAGUUGCAUCUGCGAUACGCGUUAUAUAUGUUUUGUCACAAGAUACAUUGGUUUUUGAAUAAAUAUCUAUUUGAAUUAAAA
Messenger RNA from Belonocnema kinseyi, 3546 nucleotides. RefSeq names its product putative oxidoreductase GLYR1 homolog (gene Ndf). The transcript has 10 exons. Lineage: Eukaryota; Metazoa; Arthropoda; Insecta; Hymenoptera; Cynipidae. Bases 64 to 1572 code for a protein of 502 amino acids. The record is from RefSeq and is a predicted model, not a curated record. Gene Ontology annotation, molecular function: NADP binding; NAD binding; oxidoreductase activity, acting on the CH-OH group of donors, NAD or NADP as acceptor.